AUGGACUCUACUUAUUCUCCUCAGAUCAUGAUUCGAUCAGUAUCGAUUAUCAUUGUGUGGAUUUUUGUUGUGGAAGCAAGUCGAAUCAUUCUUCAUUCAGAAUCAACAGACGCAGAUAGAGGAAACGGUAGUGAGGAAGAACAGUGGAUUAAUGAGAUGGUUAAUGGUGACUACAAUGAUGAUGAUGAUGAUAAUGAUGAUGAUGAUAAUGAUGGUGGUGAUGAUGAUGAUGAUAAUGAUAAUAAUAAUAAUGAUUAUGAAGCUUUCACAAAUGAAAAUACCGAGGAUAGCGAUAUUCAUAAAGACAAAAUAAAUGAAUGGAAAAGUAGUGAUAACGACAAUGAGAAUUUAAUCAAUGACGAAUCAAAGAACGACAACAACAUUGUUGCCGAGAUUAUAACUAACAACUCAAAUGGUAAUGAAAGUAAUGGUGAAAACGUUUCUGAGAAAGAAGAUGAUGACGAGAUUGAUAAACUUGAAGAAUCAUUGUCUUCUACUAAAGAAGCGAAUAUAAUCGAUUACACUCACAGUAUUUCUUCGGCGCCAAAACAUCAUAUUUGGAUGGAAAAAAGAAUGAUCGGUGUUGUCGUUAAAAAAAAUGUAAGACGAGUGAAACGUGCGUCAAGAGCCGGCAACUCUCGCAAAGUGAAGGUUAUGCAAGAACGUCGUAAUAAUCGCUUGGACAGUAGCAACACAUCGGAAAAUUGGAAUCAUCAUAAACACAAAGUAACAGAGAGCUGA
Brugia pahangi is the source of this 741-nucleotide messenger RNA. The record is from the annotation of a GenBank genome assembly. NCBI's taxonomy places the organism in Eukaryota, Metazoa, Nematoda, Chromadorea, Rhabditida, Onchocercidae.